Messenger RNA from Xenopus laevis (African clawed frog), 3364 nucleotides. Its product is annotated as intercellular adhesion molecule 5. The transcript has 8 exons. Bases 498 to 2417 code for a protein of 639 amino acids. The record is from RefSeq and is a predicted model, not a curated record. NCBI's taxonomy places the organism in Eukaryota, Metazoa, Chordata, Amphibia, Anura, Pipidae.
AGACAGGGGGUCAGGCAGAGGCAGAGGGUCAGGCACAGAAAAGAAAGAGACAGAGACAGGGAGGCUUGAGCAGGAACAGCGUUUCAGCAGCAGCUCUAGGGUUAGGAGAAGUCACUUUAGAUUGACAGGAGGAGAGGGUGGUGGGAUUCCCAGAGAAAGUCAUUUUUCAGUGAAAUCAAGAAGUGGGAGGGGCGCAGGGAUUGAAGUCGGACUGAUCUUAUUGGGUGUAGAGUCCGAGCCUGCCUUCUCAUUGGCUCUACUCUUCCCUUUCAUUGGCCUCCCGCGCUCAGUUGGCUCGUACAGUCGCUCGUCUGUGUUGGAGUUGGAUAGAGGCUCCGGGCUGGAUUGUACAAACUUCUUCUUUCCACUGCAGAACAGAACUUCAACAACCGGAGCAACAGCAGCUGACACCGCCGGUCCUGACUUCUAGGAGGCAGCAUUUAACCCAUCACAUCCCAGCCAGACUCCCCAGCGCUGAUUAUUCAGCAGGACAAAAGAUGCCAGUGGCUCUGGGCACUUUCUGUCUCUCCCUCUCCUUAGUCUUCAUGUUUGGCAUCUGCUGUGCAGGGGCCUCGCAGGAGCCAUGCCAGGGGAACAUUGGGAAUAGAGAGGUAUAUGCUCCAUUCGGAGACUGGGUUCAGUUAAACUGCACCCACAACUGCACUCAAGCUGAAUGGGAGUCAAGAUUAAGAAAGAUGAACAUCAUUAGAGGACCUGGUUGGAUUUCUGUUGAAGUUGAGGUUGGAACUGGAGAUGGAGCUGAUGGCUGGAAAGCAUCAAACAUAAGCUGCACUGUUCUAUCACGUGGAGAAGGGGUUGAUAACAUUGUCACAGUAAUUCCUUACGAGAUUCCUGAUUUGGUGACAGUAGACAUGGAGGACACGCUGGAAGAAGGGAAAUCAUACGAUGUCACCUGCACUGUACAUGGAGUGGCCCCUAUUCAGAACCUCAUGGUCACAGUUUUCAGAGGAAAAGAAAUGAUUCACCAGAAAACGUUUAAAGAUGACUCUCGAGAUGGAAACAUUACAGAAACAGUAACAUUUUCAAUCACAGCUCAGAGAAGUGACAACAUGAAGGACUUCUCCUGCCAGGCCACCCUUGCACUGGGAACAGACCCUGGGAAUGUUAUAGUAGAGUCAUCCAGGGUCAGUGUUAGAACAUUUGCUCUGCCAGAGAAACCAAAGCUUGAGUCUGAUCAGUGGAUUGAGGUUGGCACCAAGCAUAAUGCCAUGUGUACAGUCUCCAAUGCCUUUCCUCUUGAGCACCUCAACCUGAAAAUGUUCUUCAAAAAAAUAGCCCUCAACGUGACUACAACCAAAAUGGCUGACGGCAGCUUGUUAGGAUUUGCCGAAAUUUCUCCCGACCCCAGUUCUUCAUUAGAAACUCACCAGCUUGAUUGCAAGGCUCAGGUCCUCAGUCUGUCCACCGAAGCAUUCAUGGAUAUUUACAUUUAUGAGUCUCCAAAUAUCAGCUUCACUGUCUUUCCUGAUUCAGUCCGUUUGAAUGAGACCGUAGCAGUCUCCUGCAAGUUAAAUAAUAAUAACCCAGAACGGUACGACAUGAUGAUCAGGAUGAACGAGAAACGAAUCUGUGAAGACCAAACCUCGUACUGUAAUGUCUCUGUGAAUGGGAGAACCCCCCAGUCAAUUGUCUCCUGUGAAGCUUCUCUUAAUAUUAACCCAGCCAUACAUAAAGCAAUAACGAAAAACAUCACAGUGCACUAUUCCCCACUGUUCCAGGAUAAUCAGUGCCCAGACCAACUUGUCCUGACAGAAGGACGCAAUGGCCCCUUUGAAUGCCGGGCUGACGGGAACCCCCCACCCAUUGUCACAUGCAGCAGGAAUAGCGGGAUUCUUCCAACGGAUAAACCAUUUAUUAUAGACAGAGCACAGGCCGGACAUUAUAGGUGCCUGGCUACUAAUGACUACGGAACUGUAAACAAGUCUAUAGAGGUAGAAGUUCAAUAUCCUCCGGUGACUCCAAACAUUACAGCCGUACCAGCAGCCAGUAUCUGUGAGGGUGGGGCCCUAAAUAUCACCUGUUUGUCUGAUGGUCUCCCCCAACCUGAGUAUCGUUGGGUGAUCCCUGUUGGCGCCCCUGUAGUUUUCUUGAAUAAUAACAGUGUGAUCUUUAUCCCAGAAGCCUCAUCUUCUCAUAGUGGCACCUACACAUGUCUGGCCCAAAACCGACAUGGAGAAAGAUCAGUAGAGAUGAUGAUUGUCGUUACGAAUAAUCGGCGUGUAAUCAUCCUAUGUGUCGUGGUUGUUGUGUUGACUCUUGCAGUAAUAAUAGGCAUACUGUGUUAUAGAAAAUGGAUAAAUGGCAAAAAGGGCUUUUACAAUUUAUGGAAGCCAAAACCAGAGAAGCCGCAAGAAGAGGAGAUGGCUCCAAUAAAGGCACCUUGUAACAACCACUGAAGAUUACGAGGAAGAUACUUGGUCUGUAGAAUUGUCAUUGACGCUAUUCCAAGACUGGAGACCAGUGAAUAUGAAUGGAUACAGUAGCACUACCUAUAGGAUUAUUGUCAAUGUAGUGCCAUUGUCUGUUUGACUACAGAAGUUCAUUUGUGCUCAUUAAUAGGUCUUCCAUUUCUAAAGUAAAAAGUCUCAUGAUGGUAAGAGCCAGAGAUGACGUAUCGUUCUUAAAGGGACAUCAUUGCCUGUGCUGAGAGGAGACAUUUCCCAUCUGCACUGUGCCCUUCCUGGCAAUCCACUACAACAGGAAACAGGAGGAAGUCAAGCGCACUUGAAAAUCUCUUCCCCCAUAUUAGUAUCAUCAUGUGUCCGGGUAUAAGGGUUUUCUUUUAAUCAGUGGCUGUUAAAAACAGUGUAUAUAUUAUUUCCAUUCUAUAAAUAAUGUUACGUGGUUUCAUAGCUGGUACUUACACUUUGUAUCUUCUGAGGAUCUUUUUAUUGUUGAACCUGGACUGACAGGUUAAUGGACACAUUGCAUUCACAUUAGCUUUAGAGUAAAAGCUGCCUCCUCCAUUAAAACUUUCUGUGGACCAAUCCCCAGUACUUCAGACCCGAUUCUGACAUUUUUUUGCGUGUGCACAAAGGAAGGGGAGGAGACAGGGCAAGCAACGGGACGUCUGCUAUAUAAAUCCAGCCGUGAGUAGAAAAGCAUCCGGCAACAGAUAAAAAAGGUUUUUUUUCCCCUUGCACAAAUGUUUUACCAUAUGGGCAUCUGAGGGCUACCCCUUAAAGCUGCAGCCCUAGGCACAGGCCCUCGAGUGCCUUAUGAUAAAUAUUCCCCUGUCUAUGCCCAUUACGGCCUACAGUUGGCAAUGUUGUUUAAAAAUAGCUAAUAUUUUGAAAACUAAAAAAAAAAAUUCCGAGUGCUACAUUUUCUUUGAGAUCCAGAU